GAGCGGAGCAGCAAGGUGAAAUUCACGGGCCUCAGGAGGCAGGUGACCGCCUCCGACCUGGUGGACUCGGGCAUCAUCGACAAGGACACGCUGGCCGACCUGGUCCAGGGCUCCAAGACCGUGCAGGAGGUGACGGAAAUGGCCUCCGUCAAGCGCUACCUGGACGGCACGGGCUGCAUCGCCGGCGUGCUGGUGCCCUCCAAGGCCGACCCCGCCAAGACGGAGAAGAUGAGCAUCUACCAGGCCAUGUGGAAGGGCAUCCUGCGGCAGGGCACGGCCCUGGUGCUGCUGGAGGCGCAGGCUGCCACCGGCUUCCUCGUUGACCCGCUCGCCAACAAGAAGCUCUCCGUGGACGAGGCCGUCUCCUCCGGGCUGGUGGGCAGCGAGCUGCACGAGAAGCUCCUCUCGGCCGAGAGGGCCGUCACGGGCUACACCGACCCCUACACCGGCGAGCAGAUCUCCCUCUUCCAGGCCAUGAAGAAGGAGCUCAUCGUCAAGGAGCACGGCAUCCGCCUGCUCGAGGCCCAGAUCGCCACCGGCGGCAUCAUCGACCCCGUGCACAGCCACCGCCUCCCCGUGGAGGUGGCCUACCGCCGCGGCUACUUCGACCAGGAGAUGAGCCAGGUCCUCUCCGACCCCACCGACGACACCAAGGGCUUCUUCGACCCCAACACCCACGAGAACCUCACCUACAUGCAGCUCCUGCGCCGCUGCGUGCCCGACCCGGACACGGGGCUGCUCAUGCUCCAGCUGAUGGACAAGGGCUCCGUGCUCUACCAGCUGACCGAGGACGCCCGCAAAGCCCUGCAGGCCGCCCGCACCACCCUCAGCGUGGGGCUCUUCCGGGGCCAGAGCGUCACCGUCUGGGAGCUCCUCUUCUCCCGCUACGUGCCCGACCACCGGCGCCAGGACCUCCUCCGCAGGUACAAGGCGGGGACGCUCACCGUCUCGGAGAUGAUCACCCUCCUCACCGCCAUCGUCACCGGGGCCGAGGGCCAGGGCCACGGCGCCGCCCUGGCCCGCAAGCCCACGCAGCGGGAGGCCCCGCCGCCGGCCCAGAACGGCGAGGCCGCGGCCUCCCGGCAGCAGCGGGAGCGGGAGCGGGAGCGGGAGCGGGAGCUGGAGCUGGAGCGGGAGCUGGAGCUGGAGCGCUCCCUCACGUCCCACACCGUCGAGGUCUCGGCGGGCGGCUUCCAGGGCAGGAAGGUCUCCCUGUGGGAGCUCCUCUUCUCCAAGUACGUCUCCGAGGCAAAGAGGCAGGAGCUGCUGGGGCAGGUGCGCGCCGGCAGCCUGGCGCUGGACGAGCUGGCAAGGCUCCUCACCGUCCUCGUCGAGGAGGCGGUGGAGCGGAGCAGCAAGGUGAAAUUCACGGGCCUCAGGAGGCAGGUGACCGCCUCCGACCUGGUGGACUCGGGCAUCAUCGACAAGGACACGCUGGCCGACCUGGUCCAGGGCUCCAAGACCGUGCAGGAGGUGACGGAAAUGGCCUCCGUCAAGCGCUACCUGGACGGCACGGGCUGCAUCGCCGGCGUGCUGGUGCCCUCCAAGGCCGACCCCGCCAAGACGGAGAAGAUGAGCAUCUACCAGGCCAUGUGGAAGGGCAUCCUGCGGCAGGGCACGGCCCUGGUGCUGCUGGAGGCGCAGGCUGCCACCGGCUUCCUCGUUGACCCGCUCGCCAACAAGAAGCUCUCCGUGGACGAGGCCGUCUCCUCCGGGCUGGUGGGCAGCGAGCUGCACGAGAAGCUCCUCUCGGCCGAGAGGGCCGUCACGGGCUACACCGACCCCUACACCGGCGAGCAGAUCUCCCUCUUCCAGGCCAUGAAGAAGGAGCUCAUCGUCAAGGAGCACGGCAUCCGCCUGCUCGAGGCCCAGAUCGCCACCGGCGGCAUCAUCGACCCCGUGCACAGCCACCGCCUCCCCGUGGAGGUGGCCUACCGCCGCGGCUACUUCGACCAGGAGAUGAGCCAGGUCCUCUCCGACCCCACCGACGACACCAAGGGCUUCUUCGACCCCAACACCCACGAGAACCUCACCUACAUGCAGCUCCUGCGCCGCUGCGUGCCCGACCCGGACACGGGGCUGCUCAUGCUCCAGCUGAUGGACAAGGGCUCCGUGCUCUACCAGCUGACCGAGGACGCCCGCAAAGCCCUGCAGGCCGCCCGCACCACCCUCAGCGUGGGGCUCUUCCGGGGCCAGAGCGUCACCGUCUGGGAGCUCCUCUUCUCCCGCUACGUGCCCGACCACCGGCGCCAGGACCUCCUCCGCAGGUACAAGGCGGGGACGCUCACCGUCUCGGAGAUGAUCACCCUCCUCACCGCCAUCGUCACCGGGGCCGAGGGCCAGGGCCACGGCGCCGCCCUGGCCCGCAAGCCCACGCAGCGGGAGGCCCCGCCGCCGGCCCAGAACGGCGAGGCCGCGGCCUCCCGGCAGCAGCGGGAGCGGGAGCGGGAGCGGGAGCGGGAGCUGGAGCUGGAGCGGGAGCUGGAGCUGGAGCGCUCCCUCACGUCCCACACCGUCGAGGUCUCGGCGGGCGGCUUCCAGGGCAGGAAGGUCUCCCUGUGGGAGCUCCUCUUCUCCAAGUACGUCUCCGAGGCAAAGAGGCAGGAGCUGCUGGGGCAGGUGCGCGCCGGCAGCCUGGCGCUGGACGAGCUGGCAAGGCUCCUCACCGUCCUCGUCGAGGAGGCGGUGGAGCGGAGCAGCAAGGUGAAAUUCACGGGCCUCAGGAGGCAGGUGACCGCCUCCGACCUGGUGGACUCGGGCAUCAUCGACAAGGACACGCUGGCCGACCUGGUCCAGGGCUCCAAGACCGUGCAGGAGGUGACGGAAAUGGCCUCCGUCAAGCGCUACCUGGACGGCACGGGCUGCAUCGCCGGCGUGCUGGUGCCCUCCAAGGCCGACCCCGCCAAGACGGAGAAGAUGAGCAUCUACCAGGCCAUGUGGAAGGGCAUCCUGCGGCAGGGCACGGCCCUGGUGCUGCUGGAGGCGCAGGCUGCCACCGGCUUCCUCGUUGACCCGCUCGCCAACAAGAAGCUCUCCGUGGACGAGGCCGUCUCCUCCGGGCUGGUGGGCAGCGAGCUGCACGAGAAGCUCCUCUCGGCCGAGAGGGCCGUCACGGGCUACACCGACCCCUACACCGGCGAGCAGAUCUCCCUCUUCCAGGCCAUGAAGAAGGAGCUCAUCGUCAAGGAGCACGGCAUCCGCCUGCUCGAGGCCCAGAUCGCCACCGGCGGCAUCAUCGACCCCGUGCACAGCCACCGCCUCCCCGUGGAGGUGGCCUACCGCCGCGGCUACUUCGACCAGGAGAUGAGCCAGGUCCUCUCCGACCCCACCGACGACACCAAGGGCUUCUUCGACCCCAACACCCACGAGAACCUCACCUACAUGCAGCUCCUGCGCCGCUGCGUGCCCGACCCGGACACGGGGCUGCUCAUGCUCCAGCUGAUGGACAAGGGCUCCGUGCUCUACCAGCUGACCGAGGACGCCCGCAAAGCCCUGCAGGCCGCCCGCACCACCCUCAGCGUGGGGCUCUUCCGGGGCCAGAGCGUCACCGUCUGGGAGCUCCUCUUCUCCCGCUACGUGCCCGACCACCGGCGCCAGGACCUCCUCCGCAGGUACAAGGCGGGGACGCUCACCGUCUCGGAGAUGAUCACCCUCCUCACCGCCAUCGUCACCGGGGCCGAGGGCCAGGGCCACGGCGCCGCCCUGGCCCGCAAGCCCACGCAGCGGGAGGCCCCGCCGCCGGCCCAGAACGGCGAGGCCGCGGCCUCCCGGCAGCAGCGGGAGCGGGAGCGGGAGCGGGAGCGGGAGCUGGAGCUGGAGCGGGAGCUGGAGCUGGAGCGCUCCCUCACGUCCCACACCGUCGAGGUCUCGGCGGGCGGCUUCCAGGGCAGGAAGGUCUCCCUGUGGGAGCUCCUCUUCUCCAAGUACGUCUCCGAGGCAAAGAGGCAGGAGCUGCUGGGGCAGGUGCGCGCCGGCAGCCUGGCGCUGGACGAGCUGGCAAGGCUCCUCACCGUCCUCGUCGAGGAGGCGGUGGAGCGGAGCAGCAAGGUGAAAUUCACGGGCCUCAGGAGGCAGGUGACCGCCUCCGACCUGGUGGACUCGGGCAUCAUCGACAAGGACACGCUGGCCGACCUGGUCCAGGGCUCCAAGACCGUGCAGGAGGUGACGGAAAUGGCCUCCGUCAAGCGCUACCUGGACGGCACGGGCUGCAUCGCCGGCGUGCUGGUGCCCUCCAAGGCCGACCCCGCCAAGACGGAGAAGAUGAGCAUCUACCAGGCCAUGUGGAAGGGCAUCCUGCGGCAGGGCACGGCCCUGGUGCUGCUGGAGGCGCAGGCUGCCACCGGCUUCCUCGUUGACCCGCUCGCCAACAAGAAGCUCUCCGUGGACGAGGCCGUCUCCUCCGGGCUGGUGGGCAGCGAGCUGCACGAGAAGCUCCUCUCGGCCGAGAGGGCCGUCACGGGCUACACCGACCCCUACACCGGCGAGCAGAUCUCCCUCUUCCAGGCCAUGAAGAAGGAGCUCAUCGUCAAGGAGCACGGCAUCCGCCUGCUCGAGGCCCAGAUCGCCACCGGCGGCAUCAUCGACCCCGUGCACAGCCACCGCCUCCCCGUGGAGGUGGCCUACCGCCGCGGCUACUUCGACCAGGAGAUGAGCCAGGUCCUCUCCGACCCCACCGACGACACCAAGGGCUUCUUCGACCCCAACACCCACGAGAACCUCACCUACAUGCAGCUCCUGCGCCGCUGCGUGCCCGACCCGGACACGGGGCUGCUCAUGCUCCAGCUGAUGGACAAGGGCUCCGUGCUCUACCAGCUGACCGAGGACGCCCGCAAAGCCCUGCAGGCUGCCCGCACCACCCUCAGCGUGGGGCUCUUCCGGGGCCAGAGCGUCACCGUCUGGGAGCUCCUCUUCUCCCGCUACGUGCCCGACCACCGGCGCCAGGACCUCCUCCGCAGGUACAAGGCGGGGACGCUCACCGUCUCGGAGAUGAUCACCCUCCUCACCGCCAUCGUCACCGGGGCCGAGGGCCAGGGCCACGGCGCCGCCCUGGCCCGCAAGCCCACGCAGCGGGAGGCCCCGCCGCCGGCCCAGAACGGCGAGGCCGCGGCCUCCCGGCAGCAGCGGGAGCGGGAGCGGGAGCUGGAGCUGGAGCGGGAGCUGGAGCUGGAGCGCUCCCUCACGUCCCACACCGUCGAGGUCUCGGCGGGCGGCUUCCAGGGCAGGAAGGUCUCCCUGUGGGAGCUCCUCUUCUCCAAGUACGUCUCCGAGGCAAAGAGGCAGGAGCUGCUGGGGCAGGUGCGCGCCGGCAGCCUGGCGCUGGACGAGCUGGCAAGGCUCCUCACCGUCCUCGUCGAGGAGGCGGUGGAGCGGAGCAGCAAGGUGAAAUUCACGGGCCUCAGGAGGCAGGUGACCGCCUCCGACCUGGUGGACUCGGGCAUCAUCGACAAGGACACGCUGGCCGACCUGGUCCAGGGCUCCAAGACCGUGCAGGAGGUGACGGAAAUGGCCUCCGUCAAGCGCUACCUGGACGGCACGGGCUGCAUCGCCGGCGUGCUGGUGCCCUCCAAGGCCGACCCCGCCAAGACGGAGAAGAUGAGCAUCUACCAGGCCAUGUGGAAGGGCAUCCUGCGGCAGGGCACGGCCCUGGUGCUGCUGGAGGCGCAGGCUGCCACCGGCUUCCUCGUUGACCCGCUCGCCAACAAGAAGCUCUCCGUGGACGAGGCCGUCUCCUCCGGGCUGGUGGGCAGCGAGCUGCACGAGAAGCUCCUCUCGGCCGAGAGGGCCGUCACGGGCUACACCGACCCCUACACCGGCGAGCAGAUCUCCCUCUUCCAGGCCAUGAAGAAGGAGCUCAUCGUCAAGGAGCACGGCAUCCGCCUGCUCGAGGCCCAGAUCGCCACCGGCGGCAUCAUCGACCCCGUGCACAGCCACCGCCUCCCCGUGGAGGUGGCCUACCGCCGCGGCUACUUCGACCAGGAGAUGAGCCAGGUCCUCUCCGACCCCACCGACGACACCAAGGGCUUCUUCGACCCCAACACCCACGAGAACCUCACCUACAUGCAGCUCCUGCGCCGCUGCGUGCCCGACCCGGACACGGGGCUGCUCAUGCUCCAGCUGAUGGACAAGGGCUCCGUGCUCUACCAGCUGACCAAGGACGCCCGCAAAGCCCUGCAGGCCGCCCGCACCACCCUCAGCGUGGGGCUCUUCCGGGGCCAGAGCGUCACCGUCUGGGAGCUCCUCUUCUCCCGCUACGUGCCCGACCACCGGCGCCAGGACCUCCUCCGCAGGUACAAGGCGGGGACGCUCACCGUCUCGGAGAUGAUCACCCUCCUCACCGCCAUCGUCACCGGGGCCGAGGGCCAGGGCCACGGCGCCGCCCUGGCCCGCAAGCCCACGCAGCGGGAGGCCCCGCCGCCGGCCCAGAACGGCGAGGCCGCGGCCUCCCGGCAGCAGCGGGAGCGGGAGCGGGAGCGGGAGCGGGAGCUGGAGCUGGAGCGGGAGCUGGAGCUGGAGCGCUCCCUCACGUCCCACACCGUCGAGGUCUCGGCGGGCGGCUUCCAGGGCAGGAAGGUCUCCCUGUGGGAGCUCCUCUUCUCCAAGUACGUCUCCGAGGCAAAGAGGCAGGAGCUGCUGGGGCAGGUGCGCGCCGGCAGCCUGGCGCUGGACGAGCUGGCAAGGCUCCUCACCGUCCUCGUCGAGGAGGCGGUGGAGCGGAGCAGCAAGGUGAAAUUCACGGGCCUCAGGAGGCAGGUGACCGCCUCCGACCUGGUGGACUCGGGCAUCAUCGACAAGGACACGCUGGCCGACCUGGUCCAGGGCUCCAAGACCGUGCAGGAGGUGACGGAAAUGGCCUCCGUCAAGCGCUACCUGGACGGCACGGGCUGCAUCGCCGGCGUGCUGGUGCCCUCCAAGGCCGACCCCGCCAAGACGGAGAAGAUGAGCAUCUACCAGGCCAUGUGGAAGGGCAUCCUGCGGCAGGGCACGGCCCUGGUGCUGCUGGAGGCGCAGGCUGCCACCGGCUUCCUCGUUGACCCGCUCGCCAACAAGAAGCUCUCCGUGGACGAGGCCGUCUCCUCCGGGCUGGUGGGCAGCGAGCUGCACGAGAAGCUCCUCUCGGCCGAGAGGGCCGUCACGGGCUACACCGACCCCUACACCGGCGAGCAGAUCUCCCUCUUCCAGGCCAUGAAGAAGGAGCUCAUCGUCAAGGAGCACGGCAUCCGCCUGCUCGAGGCCCAGAUCGCCACCGGCGGCAUCAUCGACCCCGUGCACAGCCACCGCCUCCCCGUGGAGGUGGCCUACCGCCGCGGCUACUUCGACCAGGAGAUGAGCCAGGUCCUCUCCGACCCCACCGACGACACCAAGGGCUUCUUCGACCCCAACACCCACGAGAACCUCACCUACAUGCAGCUCCUGCGCCGCUGCGUGCCCGACCCGGACACGGGGCUGCUCAUGCUCCAGCUGAUGGACAAGGGCUCCGUGCUCUACCAGCUGACCGAGGACGCCCGCAAAGCCCUGCAGGCCGCCCGCACCACCCUCAGCGUGGGGCUCUUCCGGGGCCAGAGCGUCACCGUCUGGGAGCUCCUCUUCUCCCGCUACGUGCCCGACCACCGGCGCCAGGACCUCCUCCGCAGGUACAAGGCGGGGACGCUCACCGUCUCGGAGAUGAUCACCCUCCUCACCGCCAUCGUCACCGGGGCCGAGGGCCAGGGCCACGGCGCCGCCCUGGCCCGCAAGCCCACGCAGCGGGAGGCCCCGCCGCCGGCCCAGAACGGCGAGGCCGCGGCCUCCCGGCAGCAGCGGGAGCGGGAGCGGGAGCGGGAGCGGGAGCUGGAGCUGGAGCGGGAGCUGGAGCUGGAGCGCUCCCUCACGUCCCACACCGUCGAGGUCUCGGCGGGCGGCUUCCAGGGCAGGAAGGUCUCCCUGUGGGAGCUCCUCUUCUCCAAGUACGUCUCCGAGGCAAAGAGGCAGGAGCUGCUGGGGCAGGUGCGCGCCGGCAGCCUGGCGCUGGACGAGCUGGCAAGGCUCCUCACCGUCCUCGUCGAGGAGGCGGUGGAGCGGAGCAGCAAGGUGAAAUUCACGGGCCUCAGGAGGCAGGUGACCGCCUCCGACCUGGUGGACUCGGGCAUCAUCGACAAGGACACGCUGGCCGACCUGGUCCAGGGCUCCAAGACCGUGCAGGAGGUGACGGAAAUGGCCUCCGUCAAGCGCUACCUGGACGGCACGGGCUGCAUCGCCGGCGUGCUGGUGCCCUCCAAGGCCGACCCCGCCAAGACGGAGAAGAUGAGCAUCUACCAGGCCAUGUGGAAGGGCAUCCUGCGGCAGGGCACGGCCCUGGUGCUGCUGGAGGCGCAGGCUGCCACCGGCUUCCUCGUUGACCCGCUCGCCAACAAGAAGCUCUCCGUGGACGAGGCCGUCUCCUCCGGGCUGGUGGGCAGCGAGCUGCACGAGAAGCUCCUCUCGGCCGAGAGGGCCGUCACGGGCUACACCGACCCCUACACCGGCGAGCAGAUCUCCCUCUUCCAGGCCAUGAAGAAGGAGCUCAUCGUCAAGGAGCACGGCAUCCGCCUGCUCGAGGCCCAGAUCGCCACCGGCGGCAUCAUCGACCCCGUGCACAGCCACCGCCUCCCCGUGGAGGUGGCCUACCGCCGCGGCUACUUCGACCAGGAGAUGAGCCAGGUCCUCUCCGACCCCACCGACGACACCAAGGGCUUCUUCGACCCCAACACCCACGAGAACCUCACCUACAUGCAGCUCCUGCGCCGCUGCGUGCCCGACCCGGACACGGGGCUGCUCAUGCUCCAGCUGAUGGACAAGGGCUCCGUGCUCUACCAGCUGACCGAGGACGCCCGCAAAGCCCUGCAGGCCGCCCGCACCACCCUCAGCGUGGGGCUCUUCCGGGGCCAGAGCGUCACCGUCUGGGAGCUCCUCUUCUCCCGCUACGUGCCCGACCACCGGCGCCAGGACCUCCUCCGCAGGUACAAGGCGGGGACGCUCACCGUCUCGGAGAUGAUCACCCUCCUCACCGCCAUCGUCACCGGGGCCGAGGGCCAGGGCCACGGCGCCGCCCUGGCCCGCAAGCCCACGCAGCGGGAGGCCCCGCCGCCGGCCCAGAACGGCGAGGCCGCGGCCUCCCGGCAGCAGCGGGAGCGGGAGCGGGAGCGGGAGCGGGAGCUGGAGCUGGAGCGGGAGCUGGAGCUGGAGCGCUCCCUCACGUCCCACACCGUCGAGGUCUCGGCGGGCGGCUUCCAGGGCAGGAAGGUCUCCCUGUGGGAGCUCCUCUUCUCCAAGUACGUCUCCGAGGCAAAGAGGCAGGAGCUGCUGGGGCAGGUGCGCGCCGGCAGCCUGGCGCUGGACGAGCUGGCAAGGCUCCUCACCGUCCUCGUCGAGGAGGCGGUGGAGCGGAGCAGCAAGGUGAAAUUCACGGGCCUCAGGAGGCAGGUGACCGCCUCCGACCUGGUGGACUCGGGCAUCAUCGACAAGGACACGCUGGCCGACCUGGUCCAGGGCUCCAAGACCGUGCAGGAGGUGACGGAAAUGGCCUCCGUCAAGCGCUACCUGGACGGCACGGGCUGCAUCGCCGGCGUGCUGGUGCCCUCCAAGGCCGACCCCGCCAAGACGGAGAAGAUGAGCAUCUACCAGGCCAUGUGGAAGGGCAUCCUGCGGCAGGGCACGGCCCUGGUGCUGCUGGAGGCGCAGGCUGCCACCGGCUUCCUCGUUGACCCGCUCGCCAACAAGAAGCUCUCCGUGGACGAGGCCGUCUCCUCCGGGCUGGUGGGCAGCGAGCUGCACGAGAAGCUCCUCUCGGCCGAGAGGGCCGUCACGGGCUACACCGACCCCUACACCGGCGAGCAGAUCUCCCUCUUCCAGGCCAUGAAGAAGGAGCUCAUCGUCAAGGAGCACGGCAUCCGCCUGCUCGAGGCCCAGAUCGCCACCGGCGGCAUCAUCGACCCCGUGCACAGCCACCGCCUCCCCGUGGAGGUGGCCUACCGCCGCGGCUACUUCGACCAGGAGAUGAGCCAGGUCCUCUCCGACCCCACCGACGACACCAAGGGCUUCUUCGACCCCAACACCCACGAGAACCUCACCUACAUGCAGCUCCUGCGCCGCUGCGUGCCCGACCCGGACACGGGGCUGCUCAUGCUCCAGCUGAUGGACAAGGGCUCCGUGCUCUACCAGCUGACCGAGGACGCCCGCAAAGCCCUGCAGGCCGCCCGCACCACCCUCAGCGUGGGGCUCUUCCGGGGCCAGAGCGUCACCGUCUGGGAGCUCCUCUUCUCCCGCUACGUGCCCGACCACCGGCGCCAGGACCUCCUCCGCAGGUACAAGGCGGGGACGCUCACCGUCUCGGAGAUGAUCACCCUCCUCACCGCCAUCGUCACCGGGGCCGAGGGCCAGGGCCACGGCGCCGCCCUGGCCCGCAAGCCCACGCAGCGGGAGGCCCCGCCGCCGGCCCAGAACGGCGAGGCCGCGGCCUCCCGGCAGCAGCGGGAGCGGGAGCGGGAGCGGGAGCGGGAGCUGGAGCUGGAGCGGGAGCUGGAGCUGGAGCGCUCCCUCACGUCCCACACCGUCGAGGUCUCGGCGGGCGGCUUCCAGGGCAGGAAGGUCUCCCUGUGGGAGCUCCUCUUCUCCAAGUACGUCUCCGAGGCAAAGAGGCAGGAGCUGCUGGGGCAGGUGCGCGCCGGCAGCCUGGCGCUGGACGAGCUGGCAAGGCUCCUCACCGUCCUCGUCGAGGAGGCGGUGGAGCGGAGCAGCAAGGUGAAAUUCACGGGCCUCAGGAGGCAGGUGACCGCCUCCGACCUGGUGGACUCGGGCAUCAUCGACAAGGACACGCUGGCCGACCUGGUCCAGGGCUCCAAGACCGUGCAGGAGGUGACGGAAAUGGCCUCCGUCAAGCGCUACCUGGACGGCACGGGCUGCAUCGCCGGCGUGCUGGUGCCCUCCAAGGCCGACCCCGCCAAGACGGAGAAGAUGAGCAUCUACCAGGCCAUGUGGAAGGGCAUCCUGCGGCAGGGCACGGCCCUGGUGCUGCUGGAGGCGCAGGCUGCCACCGGCUUCCUCGUUGACCCGCUCGCCAACAAGAAGCUCUCCGUGGACGAGGCCGUCUCCUCCGGGCUGGUGGGCAGCGAGCUGCACGAGAAGCUCCUCUCGGCCGAGAGGGCCGUCACGGGCUACACCGACCCCUACACCGGCGAGCAGAUCUCCCUCUUCCAGGCCAUGAAGAAGGAGCUCAUCGUCAAGGAGCACGGCAUCCGCCUGCUCGAGGCCCAGAUCGCCACCGGCGGCAUCAUCGACCCCGUGCACAGCCACCGCCUCCCCGUGGAGGUGGCCUACCGCCGCGGCUACUUCGACCAGGAGAUGAGCCAGGUCCUCUCCGACCCCACCGACGACACCAAGGGCUUCUUCGACCCCAACACCCACGAGAACCUCACCUACAUGCAGCUCCUGCGCCGCUGCGUGCCCGACCCGGACACGGGGCUGCUCAUGCUCCAGCUGAUGGACAAGGGCUCCGUGCUCUACCAGCUGACCGAGGACGCCCGCAAAGCCCUGCAGGCCGCCCGCACCACCCUCAGCGUGGGGCUCUUCCGGGGCCAGAGCGUCACCGUCUGGGAGCUCCUCUUCUCCCGCUACGUGCCCGACCACCGGCGCCAGGACCUCCUCCGCAGGUACAAGGCGGGGACGCUCACCGUCUCGGAGAUGAUCACCCUCCUCACCGCCAUCGUCACCGGGGCCGAGGGCCAGGGCCACGGCGCCGCCCUGGCCCGCAAGCCCACGCAGCGGGAGGCCCCGCCGCCGGCCCAGAACGGCGAGGCCGCGGCCUCCCGGCAGCAGCGGGAGCGGGAGCGGGAGCGGGAGCGGGAGCUGGAGCUGGAGCGGGAGCUGGAGCUGGAGCGCUCCCUCACGUCCCACACCGUCGAGGUCUCGGCGGGCGGCUUCCAGGGCAGGAAGGUCUCCCUGUGGGAGCUCCUCUUCUCCAAGUACGUCUCCGAGGCAAAGAGGCAGGAGCUGCUGGGGCAGGUGCGCGCCGGCAGCCUGGCGCUGGACGAGCUGGCAAGGCUCCUCACCGUCCUCGUCGAGGAGGCGGUGGAGCGGAGCAGCAAGGUGAAAUUCACGGGCCUCAGGAGGCAGGUGACCGCCUCCGACCUGGUGGACUCGGGCAUCAUCGACAAGGACACGCUGGCCGACCUGGUCCAGGGCUCCAAGACCGUGCAGGAGGUGACGGAAAUGGCCUCCGUCAAGCGCUACCUGGACGGCACGGGCUGCAUCGCCGGCGUGCUGGUGCCCUCCAAGGCCGACCCCGCCAAGACGGAGAAGAUGAGCAUCUACCAGGCCAUGUGGAAGGGCAUCCUGCGGCAGGGCACGGCCCUGGUGCUGCUGGAGGCGCAGGCUGCCACCGGCUUCCUCGUUGACCCGCUCGCCAACAAGAAGCUCUCCGUGGACGAGGCCGUCUCCUCCGGGCUGGUGGGCAGCGAGCUGCACGAGAAGCUCCUCUCGGCCGAGAGGGCCGUCACGGGCUACACCGACCCCUACACCGGCGAGCAGAUCUCCCUCUUCCAGGCCAUGAAGAAGGAGCUCAUCGUCAAGGAGCACGGCAUCCGCCUGCUCGAGGCCCAGAUCGCCACCGGCGGCAUCAUCGACCCCGUGCACAGCCACCGCCUCCCCGUGGAGGUGGCCUACCGCCGCGGCUACUUCGACCAGGAGAUGAGCCAGGUCCUCUCCGACCCCACCGACGACACCAAGGGCUUCUUCGACCCCAACACCCACGAGAACCUCACCUACAUGCAGCUCCUGCGCCGCUGCGUGCCCGACCCGGACACGGGGCUGCUCAUGCUCCAGCUGAUGGACAAGGGCUCCGUGCUCUACCAGCUGACCGAGGACGCCCGCAAAGCCCUGCAGGCCGCCCGCACCACCCUCAGCGUGGGGCUCUUCCGGGGCCAGAGCGUCACCGUCUGGGAGCUCCUCUUCUCCCGCUACGUGCCCGACCACCGGCGCCAGGACCUCCUCCGCAGGUACAAGGCGGGGACGCUCACCGUCUCGGAGAUGAUCACCCUCCUCACCGCCAUCGUCACCGGGGCCGAGGGCCAGGGCCACGGCGCCGCCCUGGCCCGCAAGCCCACGCAGCGGGAGGCCCCGCCGCCGGCCCAGAACGGCGAGGCCGCGGCCUCCCGGCAGCAGCGGGAGCGGGAGCGGGAGCGGGAGCGGGAGCUGGAGCUGGAGCGGGAGCUGGAGCUGGAGCGCUCCCUCACGUCCCACACCGUCGAGGUCUCGGCGGGCGGCUUCCAGGGCAGGAAGGUCUCCCUGUGGGAGCUCCUCUUCUCCAAGUACGUCUCCGAGGCAAAGAGGCAGGAGCUGCUGGGGCAGGUGCGCGCCGGCAGCCUGGCGCUGGACGAGCUGGCAAGGCUCCUCACCGUCCUCGUCGAGGAGGCGGUGGAGCGGAGCAGCAAGGUGAAAUUCACGGGCCUCAGGAGGCAGGUGACCGCCUCCGACCUGGUGGACUCGGGCAUCAUCGACAAGGACACGCUGGCCGACCUGGUCCAGGGCUCCAAGACCGUGCAGGAGGUGACGGAAAUGGCCUCCGUCAAGCGCUACCUGGACGGCACGGGCUGCAUCGCCGGCGUGCUGGUGCCCUCCAAGGCCGACCCCGCCAAGACGGAGAAGAUGAGCAUCUACCAGGCCAUGUGGAAGGGCAUCCUGCGGCAGGGCACGGCCCUGGUGCUGCUGGAGGCGCAGGCUGCCACCGGCUUCCUCGUUGACCCGCUCGCCAACAAGAAGCUCUCCGUGGACGAGGCCGUCUCCUCCGGGCUGGUGGGCAGCGAGCUGCACGAGAAGCUCCUCUCGGCCGAGAGGGCCGUCACGGGCUACACCGACCCCUACACCGGCGAGCAGAUCUCCCUCUUCCAGGCCAUGAAGAAGGAGCUCAUCGUCAAGGAGCACGGCAUCCGCCUGCUCGAGGCCCAGAUCGCCACCGGCGGCAUCAUCGACCCCGUGCACAGCCACCGCCUCCCCGUGGAGGUGGCCUACCGCCGCGGCUACUUCGACCAGGAGAUGAGCCAGGUCCUCUCCGACCCCACCGACGACACCAAGGGCUUCUUCGACCCCAACACCCACGAGAACCUCACCUACAUGCAGCUCCUGCGCCGCUGCGUGCCCGACCCGGACACGGGGCUGCUCAUGCUCCAGCUGAUGGACAAGGGCUCCGUGCUCUACCAGCUGACCGAGGACGCCCGCAAAGCCCUGCAGGCCGCCCGCACCACCCUCAGCGUGGGGCUCUUCCGGGGCCAGAGCGUCACCGUCUGGGAGCUCCUCUUCUCCCGCUACGUGCCCGACCACCGGCGCCAGGACCUCCUCCGCAGGUACAAGGCGGGGACGCUCACCGUCUCGGAGAUGAUCACCCUCCUCACCGCCAUCGUCACCGGGGCCGAGGGCCAGGGCCACGGCGCCGCCCUGGCCCGCAAGCCCACGCAGCGGGAGGCCCCGCCGCCGGCCCAGAACGGCGAGGCCGCGGCCUCCCGGCAGCAGCGGGAGCGGGAGCGCGGCUUCCAGGGCAGGAAGGUCUCCCUGUGGGAGCUCCUCUUCUCCAAGUACGUCUCCGAGGCAAAGAGGCAGGAGCUGCUGGGGCAGGUGCGCGCCGGCAGCCUGGCGCUGGACGAGCUGGCAAGGCUCCUCACCGUCCUCGUCGAGGAGGCGGUGGAGCGGAGCAGCAAGGUGAAAUUCACGGGCCUCAGGAGGCAGGUGACCGCCUCCGACCUGGUGGACUCGGGCAUCAUCGACAAGGACACGCUGGCCGACCUGGUCCAGGGCUCCAAGACCGUGCAGGAGGUGACGGAAAUGGCCUCCGUCAAGCGCUACCUGGACGGCACGGGCUGCAUCGCCGGCGUGCUGGUGCCCUCCAAGGCCGACCCCGCCAAGACGGAGAAGAUGAGCAUCUACCAGGCCAUGUGGAAGGGCAUCCUGCGGCAGGGCACGGCCCUGGUGCUGCUGGAGGCGCAGGCUGCCACCGGCUUCCUCGUUGACCCGCUCGCCAACAAGAAGCUCUCCGUGGACGAGGCCGUCUCCUCCGGGCUGGUGGGCAGCGAGCUGCACGAGAAGCUCCUCUCGGCCGAGAGGGCCGUCACGGGCUACACCGACCCCUACACCGGCGAGCAGAUCUCCCUCUUCCAGGCCAUGAAGAAGGAGCUCAUCGUCAAGGAGCACGGCAUCCGCCUGCUCGAGGCCCAGAUCGCCACCGGCGGCAUCAUCGACCCCGUGCACAGCCACCGCCUCCCCGUGGAGGUGGCCUACCGCCGCGGCUACUUCGACCAGGAGAUGAGCCAGGUCCUCUCCGACCCCACCGACGACACCAAGGGCUUCUUCGACCCCAACACCCACGAGAACCUCACCUACAUGCAGCUCCUGCGCCGCUGCAUGAUUGAUCCGGACACUGGCCUUUAUUUCCUUAAUGUUUUUGAAAAACAGUUACACACGUGGUGCCCCACAGUAGCAGGACUGUUCCCAGAGACAAUGCAGAAGAUGAGCGGACCCCCUCAGGACAACAAGUCAAGCAACAACAUGGGCAGUAACCUGCUUGCAGAUGGACACAAAGAGGUGGGUGGGGGUGGGAGCAACUUCAUAGCUGGAGUCUUCAUCCAGGCCAUGAAGAAGAAGAUGAGUAUCUAUGAUGCCAUGAUGAGGGGGCUCCUGACACCAGGUACGGCCCUGGUGCUGCUGGAGGCACAGGCCGCUUCAGGGUUCCUCACCGACCCCGUGAGGAACCAGAAACUAUCAGUGAAAGAGGCGCUGACCGCAGGACUCAUUGGCAGAGAUUUUUAUGAGAAGCUGCUGUCGGCAGAGGGAGCAGUGACAGGGUACACAGAGCCAUACACAGGACACAAGAUCUCCCUCUUCCAGGCCAUGAAGAAAGAGUUCAUCGUCAAGGAGCACGCUAUCCGCCUGCUCGAGGCCCAGAUCGCCACUGGCGGCAUCAUCGACCCCGUGCAUGGCCACCGCCUCCCCGUGGAAGUGGCCCACCAGUGUGGCUACUUCGACCAGGAGAUGAGCCAGUUUCUUUCUAACCCCAAGAAUCAAACAAGAAGUUGCUUCGACCCCAACACCCACGAGAACCUCACUUACACACAGCUCCUGCGCCGCUGUGUCCCCGACCCGGACACGGGGCUGCUCAUGCUCCAGGUGAUGGACAAGGGCUCCGUGCUCUACCAGCUGAACAAGGAUGCCCGGAAAGUCCUGCAGGCCGCCCGCACCACCCUCAGCGUGGGGCUCUUCCAGGGCCAGAGCGUCACCGUCUGGGAGCUCCUCUUCUCCCGCUACAUCCCUGAUCACCAGAGAGAGGAGCUGCUGAGGAAAUACAAGGCGGGGACAGUGACCAUCCCAGAGAUGAUCACCAUCCUCACCACCAUCGUCACCACGGCAGAAAUGGAAAACGGGGAUAAGAGCUCAUCCACAGUUACACCCAACAACGAGGUGGAAGCAUCACAACCAGUUCAGGAUACGCACUCCCAGGAGCAACAGUUGAGAAAGUCCUUAAAAUCUGCGACCAUCUAUGUCACUGCUGGUGAGUUCCAGGGGCAAAACAUUUCCUUGUUGGAUCUGCUCUUUUCCAAAUACAUCCCUCAAGGGAAGCGGCAAGAGCUGCUGGAGCUGUACAGAGCAGGGAUACUGACCACAGGACAGGUGGCUACUGUGGUCACCAACAUCAUAAACAGGACAGAAGCUGCAAAUGCUGCACUCAUGGUGAACACCAGAAGUCCACACAAGGCGGUGACAAGGACAGAGGAAAAUGGAGAUGGUUUCUCAGCAGAAGAUGCGCAACUAGAUAACAUUUUGAAGUCUACCACGAUUGAAGUGCCAGCUGGUGAGUUGCAGGGGAGACAGGUCUCUGUGUGGGACCUGCUCUUCUCUGACUACCUCCCUGAGGAGAAAAGGCAGGAGCUCCUGGAGCUGUACCGUGAAAGAGUAUUAACUCUGGAGCAGAUGAUAACUGUUGUCACCACUCUCAUUAAGAAAAAAGAAUCUACAGGCAGGAAAUUCCUAAUUGCAGUCAAAACUUCCGACAAGGACACUGUGUCAGCAGCAGGAGAGAAGGAUGGCGACUCCCCCAAAGAAGAACCGUGGGAAAAAGCCUUGAAAACCACAGUCGUCGACAUGGAGGUUGGAGAGUUUCGAGGCCACAAGAUCUCUGUGUGGGACCUGCUCCACUCCAAGUAUAUCCCUGAGGAGAACAGAAAGGAGCUCCUGGAGCUGUACCAGGCAGGAGAGUUAACCCUCGAGCAGGUGAAAAUGGUUGUCAGCACUAUUGUAACCAAGGCAGAAGCAGCAAGGGCAGAGCAAUCGGCGAAUGCGAGUAGUCCAAGAGCAGAGACAACAGUUGCAGAAGCUGAGGACACCCACCUGCAGGAGGACAACACCUGGGAAGAGACCCUGAAGUCCACUACAGUGGAGAUGUCAGUGGGUGAGUUCCAGGGGAGACAGGUCUCUGUGUGGGACCUGCUCUUCUCCAACCACAUCCCUGAGGAGAAAAGGCAGGAGCUCCUGGAGCUGUACCGUGCAGGUGCAUUGCCCUUGGAGCGGUUAAUAAUUGUUGUCAACACUCUCAUUAAGAAAAAAGAAUCUACAGGCAGGAAAUUCCUAAUUGCAGUCAAGACUUCCGACAAGGACACUGUGUCAGCAGCAGGAGAGAAGGAUGGCGACUCCCCCAAAGAAGAACCGUGGGAAAAAGCCUUGAAAACCACAGUCGUCGACAUGGAGGUUGGAGAGUUUCGAGGCCACAAGAUCUCUGUGUGGGACCUGCUCCACUCCAAGUAUAUCCCUGAGGAGAACAGAAAGGAGCUCCUGGAGCUGUACCAGGCAGGAGAGUUAACCCUCGAGCAGGUGAAAAUGGUUGUCAGCACUAUUGUAACCAAGGCAGAAGCAGCAAGGGCAGAGCAAUCGGCGAAUGCGAGUAGUCCAAGAGCAGAGACAACAGUCGCAGAAGCUGAGGACACCCACCUGCAGGAGGACAACACCUGGGAAGAGACCCUGAAGUCCACCACAGUGGAGAUGUCAGUGGGUGAGUUCCAGGGGAGACAGGUCUCUGUGUGGGACCUGCUCUUCUCCAACCACAUCCCUGAGGAGAAAAGGCAGGAGCUCCUGGAGCUGUACCGUGCAGGGACACUCACCCUUCAGGAUCUGGUCAGCACCACCAGCAGCAUUGCCACCGACAGCAAAGAAAGGCACCUUGCAACCCUUCCCCAGCAGACAGUGGAUCUCCUCCAGUCCGAGGGCUCCUACAUUACUUUUGGCCAGUUCCAGGAGCAGAGGGUGUCGGUGUGGGAGCUCCUCUCCACCAAGCAAGUCUCCGAGUACAAACGAGAGGCACAUCUCGACACUUACGGCACGGGAGGGCUGACCGUGAACAAGAUCACCAUCACCACCACAGUCGUCACAGGCCCGCAGCGUAAGAAGAGACACCACCAGGACCACUAG
Chroicocephalus ridibundus (black-headed gull) is the source of this 18456-nucleotide messenger RNA. Its product is annotated as epiplakin-like. Bases 139 to 18456 code for a protein of 6105 amino acids. The transcript is spliced from 3 exons. NCBI's taxonomy places the organism in Eukaryota, Metazoa, Chordata, Aves, Charadriiformes, Laridae. The record is from RefSeq and is a predicted model, not a curated record. Gene Ontology annotation, molecular function: keratin filament binding; DNA binding; structural constituent of chromatin. Gene Ontology annotation, cellular component: keratin filament; cell junction; cytoplasm. Gene Ontology annotation, biological process: wound healing; intermediate filament bundle assembly.